AUGGCACCACACAACAAUCCGGUCGCUGGAACAGAUACGAAACACGUCUCUCUAUAUUCAACGCUGUGUAUCGACGUUCCUCUGCACAAGAAUGCCCUCGUUACUUUAAAUCUCCUCGAUUCUAUGAUCAACCUCUCGGCAAUGUGCAUAUUGAUAGAAGGAAAACUAAUGAAUUUUAACAAUAUUUACUUUGUAAUGGAACAUCUGAGUGAAGAUGUUUUAUACGGGUUGAUAUCUCAAGCGUGCGACUAUGUACCGGAUGAUAUUACUUCAACUAUAAAGAAUAAACUUGAUGAUCGUUUCGUAACAAAAACACAGUCAGUACAUAGGAUAGCCAAUUACCACAGUAUGAUAGCUUAUGCGUGUCACUUGACCUUCCGAAGAAGCUAACUGCAAUGCUGGUAAAACGCCGGAAUAAUUUUCCUAUUGAAUGCGUCUUAGGUUGUAGUUACAGUAGAUACGAAUUCUGACGAAUAUAUCGAAGCAGUGAAAUAUAUUUAUAGAUUCGUACGAGUGUAUGCAUUUUGGUCUUUAAAGGUCUCAACAGCAAUUUGUCAGAAGAUGCAUCCAUCCACUGUAGUCGUAGACCAUCAAGCGGUAAUAACUGCAAUAUUGUUGCAACAGUAUCUGUCAUAAAAAGCGAAUCUCCUCUACUUAGGGAGAUACAAGAAGAUUCUACGACGUUCGCCGGGAUUGACGGCAGUAUGUUUCGCGUUUAACGAGGAGC
This is a messenger RNA of Bombus terrestris (buff-tailed bumblebee), 727 nucleotides long. RefSeq lists its product as uncharacterized. The record is from RefSeq and is a predicted model, not a curated record. NCBI's taxonomy places the organism in Eukaryota, Metazoa, Arthropoda, Insecta, Hymenoptera, Apidae. The transcript is spliced from 2 exons. Bases 1 to 390 code for a protein of 129 amino acids.